Porites lobata is the source of this 440-nucleotide messenger RNA. Lineage: Eukaryota; Metazoa; Cnidaria; Anthozoa; Scleractinia; Poritidae. The record is from the annotation of a GenBank genome assembly.
AUGGCGGGUGAGGAAGGAUUGCCAGCUCGGUGCAUCUCCCUUCUCGAGGAGGUGAAGGGCCUCCUCGAGGGCCAGGGAAACAAAAACAUGAAUGGAGUUCGCCUUGAUGAUGCUGGUGCGGUCUCCACAGCUGUCUCUAACGAAGUGGUUCGAACCAAACCGGUUCAGUCACAGGUUUCCCCACCCGAAUCGACUGAGCCACGUUCGGAGAGGAUCAUGCAAACUUCCGUUCUUUAUUUUCGCCGUAUCCUGCCGGACCGUCUACAUCUUAUGCUGGUGCGAGAAACCAGUCUAGGCCCCUACCAGCGAAGAAGAGGAAGAGCCUUUUCCGUGUAAAGGAGACAUGGACUCAUGAGUUCUUCUGCCUAGCUUCAACAGCCGCGACUUGCGUCCCUUCAAAUCGAACAGAGCUUAAUAAGUGCACUUACUCGCUUCCAUAA